CGCCUGUGCGCGCUGAAGCCGGUGUCUGUCGGAGACGUCGUUCGUGCUUCGCGGCGCGUACUCGUUUGUUUACAAAACAAAAGCGGACCAGCUGUUGACUUUUUUUUUUUUUAUUUACGAAAUACUUGAGGUGUUCCGGCUCCCUCCCUCGCCCUGGAUGAGAGGACCCUGCUCCGUUUUUCGCCUGCGCAACCUGGAUAUCGCUGGAAUACCGUUCUAGCCUGUCGGAUACCAUGUUGCUCUCCAAGCUGAACACCUUGGCCCACAUCUCUGCCGGGGACAUGCCCGCCAAGAUCCAGCUGAACCAAGUGAAGGAGAAGGAGUCCUUCGAGAAGCUCUAUCAGGUCGGCGCCGUGCUGGGCAGCGGCGGGUUCGGCACGGUCUACUCCGCGACCAGGCUCGCGGACGGAAUCCCGGUCGCAGUUAAACAUGUGGCCAAGGACCGUGUAUCCGAGUGGGGCGAACUGCCCGGCGGUGCGCGGGUGCCCAUGGAGAUCGUGUUGCUGAAGAAGGUCGGCACUGGUUUCCGCGGCGUCAUCAAGAUGCUGGACUGGUUCGAGCGAGCGGACAGCUUCAUCAUCGUCAUGGAGCGGCCGGAAAACGUCAAGGACUUGUUCGAUUUCAUCACGGAGAAAGGCGCGCUGUCGGAGGAGCUGGCGCGCAGCUUCUUCCGCCAGGUGCUGGAGGCCGUGCGCCACUGCCACAACUGCGGCGUGGUGCACCGGGACAUCAAGGACGAGAACAUCCUCAUUGACCUCCGCAGCGGGGAGAUGAAGCUCAUCGACUUCGGCUCCGGAGCCCUGCUCAAGGACACCUUCUACACCGACUUUGAUGGUACACGUGUUUACAGUCCGCCAGAGUGGAUCCGCUAUCACCGCUACCAGGGACGCUCUGCCACCGUCUGGUCCCUCGGUGUCUUGCUGUACGACAUGGUGUGCGGAGACAUCCCCUUUGAACACGACGAGGAGAUUGUCGGAGGACAAGUGCUGUUCAGAAGAAGAGUCUCAACAGAAUGCCAGCAGCUCAUCAAGUGGUGUCUCGCCAUGCGGCCGGCCGAUCGCCCGUCCUUCGAGGACAUCUUCAACCACCCGUGGAUGCAGAGCACGCAAGCCUCCGUGGUCACUCCCACGACGCAGCCGGACAAGAGCAGCACGGAGAUCCGGCUGCACAGCAUUGCCCACGAGGCCUCCGCCUUCACCCCCGCCGUCGUGGGCGUGGCACGGUGACACCACUGCAGAAAGGACUUGAAACAGAACUCCUGCACACCGAGCAGGGCGGCUGCUAAACUCUGCGAGCACACCAGCUACUUGAAGCGGGUGGUGGUCUUAUCUGCUGGUGCGUUGCCUCGCACGAGGACUUGCCGAGUCAGCAAAGAUUCCUGGCUACACAGCACGGGCUGGCCGGUCCACGAGGGCAGACUGUGACUUGUCUAACCUGUGGCAGCACUGUACGCCGCUCCCUCCACUAGCGUCAGACCCGAAACGUGGCGUCUUUCCAAGUGCCUUCUGUGAGACUGUGGGGGACCCUGAAAUACUUGAAUUUGGGAAUUGGAAAAGGCGUGGUCCUUUUGAUUCCUACGCUGUACAAGGCUUUAUAUCAUUUCCUCCUGCUGUCAUUUCUCUCACAGGCCUAGAUCAGUAAAGCCUGUCACCGUCACCUCUACUUUCACGUCAAUGUCAACCAGACAACCUCAUAUCUCUCGCAGCAACCUUCUAAAGAAAUAUACACUGGAUUUACCUCACUUUCCUCAGAACACUCUCAGCCGUCGCGGCCUCCUUUUCUCUUUUGGUUGACAGUAUGCAAACACGGGGAGAUCUGGCUCAUUCUUCUCCACCUUGAUGCACGAAGCAAUGCAAAGUGAAGCGUACCAAAAUGCACCAUCCUCUGCUCUUCUACCAUUAAAUUUUUGUCAACAGUGCCUCACACAGUUCUUAAAGUUCACUGAGGCCGAGAAUUGUAAAUAAUAUUUAUUUUUUUGGGCAGAAUUUAUUUAUUUUAUUUAUAAGAGAAUCCGGCUGGACGUCGAUUUCAUUCCACAGUCACUGAAGGGCCCACCCAUUAUUAUUCUGACCAUAUUUAUGGCUUGAUUCUUUUAAGAGCAAAGGACGUGUAUGUUUGUGUAUGUAACCUGUAAAUAUAUGUACAAAGAAGUUCCAUCCUAAUGUAUCUGAACACUGAACCUCUGCUGAUGCGCGUGUGUGCGUGUGCGUGCGUUUGCACUGUGAAAGAUACGUCUGCAAGAGUCUUCAGCUUGGAUUGUUGUUUUUGCAUCUGUUUAAGUUACAGUUGUAAGUUAUGUUCCAAACUAUUUUUCUACGAGUUCAAUAAAUAUUUUUAU
Molecule: messenger RNA, 2338 nt
Organism: Synchiropus splendidus (mandarinfish)
Lineage: Eukaryota; Metazoa; Chordata; Actinopteri; Syngnathiformes; Callionymidae
Gene: pim1
Product: Pim-1 proto-oncogene, serine/threonine kinase
Exons: 6
Coding region: 234-1226 (330 amino acids)
Biological process (GO): negative regulation of apoptotic process; protein autophosphorylation
Cellular component (GO): cytoplasm
Molecular function (GO): ATP binding; protein serine/threonine kinase activity
Source: RefSeq, a predicted model, not a curated record